Molecule: messenger RNA, 905 nt
Organism: Spirometra erinaceieuropaei
Lineage: Eukaryota; Metazoa; Platyhelminthes; Cestoda; Diphyllobothriidea; Diphyllobothriidae
Source: the annotation of a GenBank genome assembly
AUGCGUAUUCGCCUACAGCCUCGCAGGAGACCACAAGGUAAGCGACCCCAGGUAAGCUGAACACUGCCCUCUUGUCUUUGCACGCUCAGUAUCUUCAGUUCAGUAAUGAGCUAGCUCAACGGCUAGACAACAUUCCAAUCGCUGCCGCCGCCUACGCUGCCGCCGCCACCGCUACCGAGAACGCCUCCGUAGAGAACUGCUGGUGCCAAUUGCAAGACAAGGUCCAGUCGACGGCGCUCGCCGUCCUCGGUCGCGCUCCCCGCCAACACCAGGACUUGUUCGACGACAACGACGCCGCCAUCAGUAAUCUGCUAGCUGAGAAGAACCGCCUAUACAAAGCCUAAGAAGAUCACCCCAAUGAGGAAAACAAAGCUGCCUUCUACCGCAGUCACCGCCAACUUCAGGAAAGACUGCGCGAGGUGCAGGACGCCUGGACUGCUCGCAAAGCUGAGGAGAUCCAAGGCUACGCGGACCGCAACGAAUGAAAGAACUUCUUCCUUGCGAUCAAAGCUGUCUACGGUCCGCCGACGAAGGACACUGCUCCUUUCCUCAGCGCCGACGGUCGCACUCUCCUGAGUGAGAAGACGCAAAUCCUGCAGCGAUGGGCCGACCAUUUCCGAGGCAUCCUCCACUGCCCCUUCGUCAUCUCCGACUCCGCCAUCGACAGUUUGCCGCAAGUGGAGACCAACGUGGACCUUGACAUCCCGCCAUCUCUCCAGGAAACCAUCAGGGCCGUGCAGCAGCUCUCCAGCGGGAAAGCACCCGGAUCGGACGCGAUACCUGCUGAGGUCUACAAGCACGGAGGUCCCCAACUCAUGGAUCACCUGACUGCGCUCUUCCAGGAGAUGUGGCUUCAUGGAGAUGCCCCGCAGAAUUUCAUAGUCGCCAGAAUGCAGCAUCUAUAG